Pyricularia oryzae 70-15 is the source of this 1200-nucleotide messenger RNA. RefSeq names its product haloacid dehalogenase. NCBI's taxonomy places the organism in Eukaryota, Fungi, Ascomycota, Sordariomycetes, Magnaporthales, Pyriculariaceae. The coding region runs from base 61 to 783 and encodes 240 amino acids. The transcript has a single exon. The record is from RefSeq and is a predicted model, not a curated record.
CUGCCUGUAUACCAGCAUAAUCUUCUACCUUCUUUACCCAUUGCAAGCUUUCCUAUUACCAUGUCCAAGCUCACAGACUUCAAAUUGCUGUGUUUUGACGUAUACGGCACCCUCAUUGAUUGGGAAACGGGCAUCAUCGCAGCUUUGCAACCACUCAUCGCCGCCAACAACGCCAGCCCCAGCAAGCAUGAGCUCAUGGAAGCCAUCCACAAGGCCGAGGCCAAGCAGCAGGCAGAGACCCCGACGAUGAAGUAUGGGGACCUGCUAGCCGCCAUCCACCCGCAGGUGGCACGGAACCUCGGCUUCUCCGUGCUUCCUACCGAGGCGGAAUCCCGCACGUUCGGCGAGAGCGUGGGCACCUGGCCCGCUUUCCCCGACACGGUGGACGCGCUGAGGCGCCUCAGCAGGCGCUACAAGCUCGUGGUGCUGUCCAACGUCGACCAAGUGGGCAUCCGCGGCAGCGUCUCGGGCCCGAUGGAGGGGUUCGAGUUCGACGCGAUACUGACGGCCGAGGAGAUCGGGUCGUACAAGCCCGACCUGCGCAAUUUUGAGUACAUGCUGCGCAGGGUCGAGGAGCAAUUCGGAGUGACCAAGGACCAGGUGCUGCAGACGGCGCAGAGCCAGUUUCACGACCACCACCCGGCCAAGGAGAUGGGCAUCAAGAGCGCGUGGAUCGCGAGGUACGGCGCCGUCAUGGGAAACCUGGAGACGUUAAAGUAUGAUUGGAAGUUUGCGACUCUGGGAGAGAUGGCGGAUGCGGUCGAGGCGGAGACGGGGGCGUAGAAGGGCGAGCGGGAUGCUUUUGUGCCUGUGGUUCUAUCUGGUACAGUGCGUUGAGUAAGCAAUGGUCUCACCUGUAAGUACCUAGGUACAUAUCAAGAUAUGUACGUCCUGGAGGAAGUCACGCACCUCUCCCUAGUGGUAUGGGAUUGGUCAAUAAAGUCUUCCGCGCGGGGGGCGGGCCUAGAUCCCUUACUUCAGCCCUAUAAUUCUCGCCAACGGUUCUCAGAAUUUGGCCUUGCGAUAUUGCCAAUUCCCAGCUGUGUGAGGGUUUGAGCAAGCUUGUUUGGAAGCUUUACUGGUUUUGGUUAAAGUCCGAAAGUUCACAGAGCCAACAGAUCUCAGCCGCACCAAGGUGUGCCCCCUGAGCUGAGUGCCAAGACUAUACCAACUCGAAGCGUGAUGAUGCCUAAACAACCA